CAGCCGUAGAUAAGAUAGGAAAGAAAGCCGGAAUGCGGCACCUGCGAUUCAUCAGUCGCGUCGCGACGCGCCAUCUAACCAAGCUCCCCCUCCAAUGAAUCGACAAGCACAUUGCGCCGACUCAAGUAUCCCGACCAGGAUACUAAAUCCCACAUUGGAAAAAGAAUAGCAGGUGUCCAAAGAAAUGACCUCGUCAAUUAGCUCAGAAACGCAACUCUUAGCGGAGCAUUUUGGCUACCCUCCAGUGAGCCUCCUAGAUGAUAUCAUCAACAGCAUAAACAUCCUCGCCGAGCAGGCCCUCAACAGCGUCGAGAGGGGCCUGCUCGCCGCGAAACCCACCAGCCUUGGAUUCCGCGCACCGCCGCCCCAGUCGAAAAAGACAAAACACUCUGCCACGACAACCGUAGAAGAUGCUCCCCCACCAUCGCCCGAGGAGACGCAGCGGCAUGAGGUGGAAAAUGGCACCCAUCAGCUCGAGACCCUGCUGUGCGCGAGCAUUGAUCGCAACUUUGAUAUAUUUGAGAUUUGGGUCAUGCGCAACAUAUUGACGGUACGACCCGACGACCGUGACUGGAUCCGGCUCUCACACUACGAGGGUCUAGACUUUUCGGCUGCAAGCAAAAGGAUGAAAUUGGCAGGGACGGAAACCGGUCAGGACGAAGCAGUGAAUGCAGACGGCCCGGAGGGCGACAAAGAGCCGAGUAACCAGACAAGGGCCGGUGGCAAAGGCGAGGACGUAGACGCGGCAGAGACAGCGGGCGAUGCGCCAACACUAGCGUCCGUGGCCCGACUCCGCCGCCGUCUCCAGGCCAGCCAGAAGCUCAACGUGAUGCUGCAUGCCGAGCGGGCGCGGAACGCCAAGCUGCUCGAUGAGCUGCGGCAGUUCAUCCACGGCACACCCGGGCCCGCCGCCGUCAAGGUGGAAAACGAAGAGGGCCAAAACAAACCAAACCUCGCAUUCCUCCGAAGCAAGGGCGACCUGACAGUCGGCGACGCCGAGACCCCCCUGACGACGACGACAGCCUUCAGCCUCUCCCAGCUGCAAGCCCUCCGUGCGCUUUCGACAUCGCUGCAAACCAUGAUGCCGGAUCUUGUGCAGAGGACCGGCGGUGCCGACCAAGGCGAUACAAAGAAGAGCUGGAGAACCGAGAGACUCGAGUACGUCGAGGGGUCGACGCGGAGACACCUCGAGAACGUCAGAGGACUGGAGCUGGGCGCGAGUGGGUAUGUACGUGACGGCGAGUGGCAAGGCGAAGGGAGGAGUCUUGCAACGGGCGAGGUCCAGGGCCUGGAAAGAAUUGCUAGUCUUCUCGGUGCCGAACCGAAAAAUAGUGUUCGGGAACCAGAAACGAGGACGGCGGAUGCCAUGGACGAGCCUUGAUGUGCUGUGAUGUGUCGGCCUAUGAUGAAUAAUAAAGCGCAACUGAAAGCGAUAUCUGAUCCUGCAUUUUGAAAUAAACACAAUCACUUUAAUUCUAAUUUGGAUCCCUCGAUCUAAAUAGGAUGGUAUUAAUACUACAUUUGAGUCUGGGCUGGACUUUGUUUGGUUCUGUUGACCUUCCCCGACAUCAUUGAGAUAGCCC
This is a messenger RNA of Pyricularia oryzae 70-15, 1583 nucleotides long. Its product is annotated as Mis12 domain-containing protein. The record is from RefSeq and is a predicted model, not a curated record. The transcript is spliced from 2 exons. Lineage: Eukaryota; Fungi; Ascomycota; Sordariomycetes; Magnaporthales; Pyriculariaceae. Gene Ontology annotation, cellular component: nucleus; chromosome, centromeric region. The coding region runs from base 185 to 1381 and encodes 398 amino acids. Gene Ontology annotation, biological process: mitotic cell cycle; protein localization to kinetochore; kinetochore assembly.